Messenger RNA from Anopheles coluzzii, 1383 nucleotides. Its product is annotated as prostaglandin reductase 1-like. Bases 285 to 1280 code for a protein of 331 amino acids. The record is from RefSeq and is a predicted model, not a curated record. NCBI's taxonomy places the organism in Eukaryota, Metazoa, Arthropoda, Insecta, Diptera, Culicidae. Gene Ontology annotation, molecular function: 15-oxoprostaglandin 13-reductase [NAD(P)+] activity. Gene Ontology annotation, biological process: prostaglandin metabolic process. The transcript has 2 exons.
GCUUGUACCAAAAGAGAGGUAAAAAAAACCCCAAACAAAAUUAUGCUCCCGAAAAUCGUUUAAUAUUUUAAAACGGUAUCGUUUUUUUUUUUCGUCUCCAGACAAGACGGUUAACGAGGCGCGUAUCAACAACCCCCAAUAAAAACACGAUAGUGCGGCGGGCAUGACGUGCGUGAACGGUUUCUGGCCAAAGUCUCGCUCCCGAUUACAUCGUACGCGACCGGCAGGAUCCUAAGAAGGGGUCAAAGUACAGCACAAGUCACGGAAGUGUCCGCAAGCAAAGGAUGGUGCUGGCAAGGAAGUGGAUGUACGUGCGGCGCCCGGAAGGGGAACCGAAGGAGACCGAUUUCGCGCUCAAGGAGGAGGAGCUGCCGGCCCUCGAGGCGGAAGAUUUCCUCGUCGAGACGGAGUACUUCAGCCUGGAUGCGGGACUGCGCGGGUACAUGGAGCUCGGGGCCCUGCCCGUCGGCAGCCCCGUCAUCGGGAUGGCCCUCGCGAAGGUGAUCGAGUCGCGGAACGCCCAGUUCCCGGUCGGUGCGGUCGUCUGUGCCCGGCUCGGCUGGGUCACGCACGCCGUCCUGAACCAGCAGCAGCAGAAGGAGCUGCGGCCGUACAUCGUGCCGGAGGUGGCGGGCCAAUCGCGGGCGGUCGGGCUCGGUCCGCUCGGCCUGUCCGGCAACACGGCGUACUUUGGCCUGCUCGAGAUUUGCAAACCGAAGCCGGGCGAAACGGUGGUGGUGAGUGCGGCGGCCGGUGCCGUCGGCAGCCUGGUCGGCCAGAUCGCGAAGAUUAAGGGCUGCCAUGUGGUGGGGCUGGCCGGCACGGAGGAAAAGUGCGGGUGGCUGCGCGAGCUCGGCUUCGACGCGGUCGUCAACUAUCGGGCCGGAUCGGUGCGGGAGCAGCUGGCCGCGGCAACGCCCCGCGGCGUCGACUGCUACUUCGACAACGUGGGCGGCGAGCUGACGGAGCUGGUGCGCGAGCGCAUGAACCUGUACGGGCGCAUCUCGGUGUGCGGCGCCGUUUCGAGCUACAACGGGCAGCCGGCCCAGGUGGCCGACCCGCAGCGCGACUACGUCUCGAAGCAGCUCCGGCAGGAAGGGUUCGUCGUCUUCCGGUGGCUGCCCCGCUGGAUGGAGGGCAUCGGCCAGAUGCGCGAAUGGCUCGAGCAGGGCAAGCUGGUCCACCGGGAAACCGUGUACGAGGGGUUCGACAGUGCGCCGCGCUCGUUCAUCAGCAUGCUGCAGGGCGGCAACAUCGGCAAGGCGGUCGUGAAGGUGUAGUGCGCGCCCCGCCCUACCGCUGUCGCUCUUUGCACGGGGGCGCCGGCUCGUUCCCUCCGCCGUGGUACCGCCGGCAGUGGUUCUUCAGCAGACACUUGUACUG